Magallana angulata is the source of this 827-nucleotide messenger RNA. RefSeq lists its product as uncharacterized. The record is from RefSeq and is a predicted model, not a curated record. The coding region runs from base 122 to 799 and encodes 225 amino acids. NCBI's taxonomy places the organism in Eukaryota, Metazoa, Mollusca, Bivalvia, Ostreida, Ostreidae. The transcript has a single exon.
CCAUAGUAUUUAACGCGACAACGCUAAGCAGAUUUCCAUCAGAAUUCGCUUCCGCAUUUCUCUGUGUGCUCCUCUUUCUUGCUAAAUUAUUUUCUUACAGCAAAUUGGUCUGCGAAUCAGGAUGAGCUGUGAUCCUCAGCCAGAGAUGCCAGAGGGCUACCUUGGUCCUCAAGAACGGUUUAAUGAGCUGGGACUAAGCGUUCAGUCACAUACCGACCCCGUUAUUACGGCUAGAGACAAUCAUUACGAAAUUAAGAUGAAACACAGAGGACCUAUCAAGGUUACUCACCAACUUCAGUCUUGCAAGGAUGAAAAGGACUACUCGGAAUUUGUUUUCACUCAGAUCAAGGAUGGAAUCGUUCAGCUCCUCCUCCACUUUCCCUCACCGGGUUGGUACAAGCUUCAGAUUUACGCCCUCCCGUUGUCAGACCCAAGCAAGUCAUUGCCGAACGUUUACAACUACCUAAUUCACUGCACCAAAACAUUAAACCCAUGUUUUCCCUUUCCGAAACAAUAUGUGCAAUGGAAGGAUGGCUGCUACCUGUAUGAGCCGUUGAACCUCUGCGAGUCUACUAAACUGACCCACGUCAAAUGGCGGGUCCUGAUACCCCACGCUAAACAGGUGGCGGUGGUCGUUGAUGACGAAUGGACCCACCUGGAGAACAAAGGCGGUCCCGUUUUCGAAGGCACGUGUAAUCUUAAUCAGUAUCGCGGAAAGGACAAAAAAGUUACGUUAAACGCAAACUUCGGAGAGGAUGAAAGCAAAUAUUCUACUAUGCUAGAAUACCACAUCAAAUAGACUGUUGUACAGUUCCAUAGUUAUACUU